AUGCACGGAGGAGAUCAUUUUCCGCUACAAAAGAGAUCCUCAAAGCAAGAUGACGAGUUCCCAUACCAAAACAUCCGCUUGCCAAAAAAUAUUAAACCCAAAACCUACAAAGUUUACAUCAAAACAGAGCUACCAGACAACUUUGACUUCAGUGGUCGAGUCGAGAUCGAAAUAAAGUGCAUUAAAGCCACCAAAUAUGUGAUCCUACAUUAUAAGAAACUAGUAAUCAAGAGCUACCAACUACUGAAUUCUCGGGGACGAGAGGUUAGAGUCAUGAGAAUGUUAAAGAACGAAGCAAAUGAACAGAUUUUGCUGGAAGCGAAAAAUGAUCUUGGAGAAGGGAGUGAAUACAAGAUAAAAAUCUCGUUUGAGGGUCAGCUCUCUGAAAAGAAUGUUGGAUUCUAUAAGAGCUCAUAUAAGACGGCGAGUGGAGAAACACGAUACCUUGGUGCGACUCAGUUCCAACCUACUGACGCAAGAGCUGCAUUCCCAUGCUUCGACGAGCCUGGAUUCAAAGCAGUUUUUGAGAUAACCAUCGAACAUAAAGAAGAAAACAACGCUAUCUCCAACAUGCCUGUCAAAAGCCGAACAGAAAGCAACAACGGUUUUGUGGUCACUAGCUUCGAGCGUUCGGUCAAGAUGAGCACGUAUCUUGUAGCGUUCGUCGUUUCGGAUUUUGAAUCCAGAUCCGCUCGAACAACCGCUGGUACUCAGAUCCGAGCUUGGACCUCUAGAGACAAUUUACCGAAUACCGAAUUUGUGCUGGACGUCGCCAAGAAAGUGCUGACAUACUUUGAAGAAUAUUUCAAUAUUCCUUUUCCUCUUCCAAAGCUUGAUCUGGUUGGUGUGCCAGACUUUCUUGCCGGUGCAAUGGAAAACUGGGGACUUAUCACAUACCACGAAGGGUUCUUCUUAAGUAACGAGGCUUCAGCUACCGCCAAUAGCAAGUAUUGGAUUGCUAUAGUUACUUCUCACGAAUUGGCCCAUCAGUGGUUUGGAAACCUCGUGACGAUGAGAUGGUGGAACGACUUGUGGUUGAAUGAAGCUUUCGCUAACUAUAUGAUGUACUUGGGUGUAGAUCACUAUGCAAAGAGCUGGAAAGCGUUCGACCUUUUCGUCAUGGAGACACAACAAUCGGCCCUACAAGAAGACAGCCUGGCAACCACCCAUACAGUCUCUGUAGAAGUAACCAAUCCAAGCCAAGUUAACGAGAUCUUCGAUGCGAUUUCAUAUAAUAAGGGUUCAUCUGUUCUUCAAAUGUUAAAAACCGUUCUCGGGGCUGACGUCUUCAAGAAAGGCUUGGAGAAAUACUUGAAAGAAAAUCAGUACGACAAUGCUGAGGUAGAUGAUCUGUGGAAAUCGCUUACCGAGGUGGCGAGAGGCAUUGAUGUCAAGACUGUCAUGGAUACUUGGAUCUACCAAAAAGGUUACCCAGUAAUCGAAAUCAAAAAGGAUGGAAACAGCCAAACCAGAAAGACUGCAACACAAACCAGGUUCCUGAAUGGUUUGAACCCAUCUGAUGAAGGAUAUGAAGAAGAAGCUAGAGGAUUAGAGUGGUACGUGCCAUUGACCUCAGUGACAUCAAAAUUCCCCAACAAUCCAACUACGACAUGGAUGAAUAAAACUUCAGCGACUUUCGAUGUCCCGUCUGGUGUGAAGUGGAUCAAAGCAAACUACUUGCAAACCGGUUUUUAUCGAGUCAACUAUGACGAACAGAACUGGAGAAACCUUAUUCAACAACUCAAGGACGAUCACGAGGUCUUCGAGUCCACAGAAAGAAGUGGACUAAUUGAUGACGCUUUCAAUUUAGCAAGAUGUAAGCUGUUAGAUAUGGAUAUUGCACUUGAUAUAAAUUCUUACCUCGGUAAUGAGAGAGAUUACAUCCCAUUUGCUUCCUCGGUCAAAAACUUGAAUUACAUUGGAAACAUGCUUGGUUUGAGACUGGCUCACAUUAAAUUCCAGAAAUAUAUGAGACAGUUGAUGAAACCUCUGCUGAGGUACGUUGGAUGGGACAACAGCGGCAAUUUGCUGAAAAGCAAUCUACGCCAAACUGUUCUUUAUAUUUUGGGUUACCAUGGUGAUAAGGAAGUUGUCGCUGAGAGUCUUAAGAGAUUCCGCGCCUGGAUGAGAGACGAGACAAARACCAUUGCUGCACACUUGCGGACUCCUGUGUACCAAACAGCAGUGACCCACGGAGGAGAACCAGAAUGGGAGUUCUUGUGGGGCCAGUAUCAAACCUCCAUCGAUCCCACUGAAAAACAAACCAUAGUGAAUGCUCUCUCUAGCGCGCUAAAUAUUAAUCUUAGAAAGAGACUUCUAAGGUACUCGUYGGAUGACAACAAGAUCAAGACUCAAGAUGUGAGUACGGUAAUAAAUAAAGUUGCGGGGCAUGCGUAUGGCAGAACUCAUACGUGGGAGUUCUUUAAGGACAACUUCAAUAAGAUUAUUGACAGAGUUGGACGGGAUGACCAAUUUAGCAUUGAUAGCAUGCUAAUGGCGGUGGCAAAAGACUUCAACGAGGAAUCUCAGCUUCGCGAAUUUGAAGCCCUGGUUGAGCAGCAUCGGGAUUUCCUUGGUGAGAUGCGAAUUGUCAAACAAGUUAAGGAGACCAUUCGUACCAACAUCGCGUGGAUGAGAGACAACGAACAGAAGGUUUCAGAUUUCCUGAUAAGAAGAACAACUGAACUAGAAGAAGUAAGGCAGAGGGAGGAAUUCGUUUACCUGUCGUUUACCAGAAAUUCUGCCAAGAUUUCUCCAAGAUCGACGUCGUGUAAAACGUUUCCUAACAUGGCUAAUCAAGGGAGAAAAAGCGUUUGCAGUCAACGAUGGUUCUUUAUUUCAUUAGUUCUUGUGAUAGCCAUCGGAGGAAUGACUUUGUUUGUCUGUACCGCAGUGAUGUCUAGCUCUCAAAAAGACGUCUCUCUGUACAAAAGAGCAGCUCUUUACAUCAAGGAAAAUGUCCAGUCGACAUUUCAGUCUUCAAUCAAGACCAUCAAGAAUACCUUCCAACGAAAAGAAAGAUCUGUGAAGGUGAACGAAUUCCCCUACAAAAAGAUUCGUCUGCCAAAAGAUAUUCUUCCUUCAACAUACAAACUAUACCUUCGACCAGAUUUGUCUUCAACCUUCGACUUUAAUGGAAGCGUUUCCAUCGACAUUACAUGUGUCAAACCUACCAAAUACGUUAUCUUACAUCAAAAGAAACUGGAUAUUAAGAACUACAAGCUUCUGGAUUCUUCAAACAAGGAGGUCAAGGUAUUGCGAAUGUUGCAGAACAAAGCAAAUGAACAGUUUUUAUUGGAAACACAGGAUAAUCUUGAGCCGGGGAAAAGUUACACAGUAAUGCUAACGUUCACUGGUAAUUUGAUAUCGAACAAAAUGGCGGGAUUUUAUAGGAGCUCUUACAAGACUAAGAAAGGCGAAACCAGAUAUUUAGCAACAACGCAGUUUGAGUCAACAGACGCUAGAGGCGCCUUCCCUUGUUUCGAUGAACCAGAAUUUAAAUCUGUGUUCUACAUAACCAUUGCUCACAAGAAGAACUUUAGGGCUAUAUCCAACAUGCCGAUCAACAAGCGAGUCAAAGUCGCAGACGACUACGUGGAAAGUAAUUUCAAGCCGAGCGUUAAGAUGAGUACUUAUCUGGUUGCGUUUAUUGUGUCGGAUUUUAGAUUUACUUCCACGAAAACGAAAAGAGGAACGAAGAUUCGUGUGUGGGCCUCCAAGGAUAACCGAGAGCACACGAAGUUUUCAUUGCGUGUGGCCAAAAGCGUAUUGUCGUACUACGAAAAGUUUUUCAACAUUCCCUAUCCUCUUCCAAAGAUCGACUUGAUAGCCGUGCCUGAUUUUGCGGCUGGUGCUAUGGAGAACUGGGGCCUAAUGACCUUCAGAGAGAAUUACCUACUAAGUAACAGGGCUUCGUCUAGUGCAGCAGACAAACAAAAUGUUGCUUUAGUGGUGUCGCAUGAACUCGCUCAUCAGUGGUUCGGUAACCUUGUGACCAUGAAAUGGUGGAAUGAUUUGUGGUUAAACGAAGGGUUUGCCAACUAUGUAGAGUACAUUGGUACGGAUCACUACGCUAGAGGUUGGAAAGUGCUUGAUCAGUUUGUGACAGAUACCCAUCAGACUGCUCUACAAGUGGACAGUAUGCAAGAGACACAUCCCAUCUCUGUACCAGUAACUCACCCACGCGAGAUUACCGAGAUAUUCGACGCCAUAUCAUAUAAUAAGGGAUCUUCUGUGAUUCGCAUGUUGAGAGGUUUUCUAGGAGACAAAGCGUUCAAAAAAGGGUUGACGCGCUAUUUAAACAAACACAGAUAUGGCAACGCAGAGGCAGAUGAUCUGUGGGCAGCGCUCAGCACUGUAGCCAAAGGUAUCGACGUCAAAGCCAUCAUGGACACUUGGAUCAAACAAGAAGGUUACCCAGUCAUUGAAAUCAAGGACACCUACCAACAGAAGAGAGGUGGAGCUACGACUAAGAUGGCAACACAGAAUAGGUUUUUUAGGGACAUUAACCCAUCGGAUAAACGAUACAAUGACAAGGCAAAGGGUUUUUCCUGGAUCGUACCUCUUUCUUACGUGACAGCAGAUGCUGCAGACAAACCUGUAACCAUCUGGAUGAACAAAACCUCAGCACCACUGCAUGCAUCGUCUGGAGGUCAAUGGAUCAAAGCUAACGUAGGGCAGAUGGGAUACUAUCGAGUAAACUACGACCAGGACAACUGGAACAAACUGAUCAAACAACUGAACGACGAUCACUUGGUACUCCAACAAACUGACAGAAGUGGUUUAAUAGACGAUUCGUUUAACCUUGCAAGAGGAGGCUAUCUUGACUUAAAGACUGCCUUGGAAUUAACAUCUUACCUCGACAAGGAGAGAGACUACAUCCCUUGGACAACAGCUCUGUCCAGCCUUGGAUUCAUUGGAUCUCAAUUGAGUAUGAAGCCUGCUUUUUCGAACUACAAUAAAUACAUAAGAGCCAAAGUCAAGCCAUUGGAAGAGUAUGUCGGAUGGGAAGACAAGGGCGAUAUCCUUAAAAAGUACCUUCGCAGUAGUGUCUUGUCGUCUCUAGCCAGCCAUGGAGAUAAAAGUACCUUGGAUGCUUGCAUAGCAAAAUUCCAAAAAUGGAUGCAAGAUGACAAGUUCACCAUUGAAACCCACAUUCGUGGCGUUGUUUAUCACACGGCCAUCAAAUAUGGAGGCGAAGAUGAAUGGGAAUUCUUAUGGAACAAAUACGAAAAAUCCAUCGACCCGACAGAAAAAUCCCGAAUGUUGCAUGCUUUAAGUGGUACACGAGAGGUGCCUCUUCAAGCCAGGUAUCUUCAGUACACAUUGGAUGACAGCAAAAUCCGCGCACAAGACAUCACAAGUGCCUUAUCCUACAUGUCUGGUCACCCUUACGCAAGACUCCUGGUGUGGGACCAUUAUAGACAAAACUUUGACAAGAUCAAUGAAAGGAUUGGCAACGACCCUAUGGAACUCGGUUAUAUGAUCUCAGCUAUGACACGCGCAUUUAACGAAGAGUUUCAUCUUAAACAGGUGUUGGCGUUUGUCGAUGAACACAAAGACGUCCUCGGUUCACUGAGAGCUACACGAAAAGCCAUCGAACAAAUCCGCUCCAAUAUGGCCUGGGUAGAAGCUAACGAGAAAGUCGUUACCGAAUGGUUAGAAGGCAAAGUUAAAGCCAUAAAAGAAUAAGCCUGGCUUGAAAUACCACCUUUGAACUCAGCUCUGACUCCUUUGAACUCAGCUCUGACUGGGUUCGCUUUAUGGUUUUAAAAACCUACGAGUACGAGGUUACAACAAAACCUCGAGGGGGAGGGGGACAGUGCGAUAACAAGCACUACCUCAAUUUAUUUGCGACGCGAACAACAUGGCAACUUGUAUUGAGAAAAAAAACAAACAAAAUACAUAGCUAUCGUGUUAAAAGUAUACAUCCUCCGACGGAGGUAUUCUUCUUUCGCUGUAAACUAUAUUCUUUCAGUUCGUAAUUUGUUUUCUUUUUACUGUUUUGUUGUUGUUUUUAGUUUUGUUAUCGGAAUGGCUGAAUCGAUGAAACUCGCCGUAUUUACUUUCAAAACAUGUAUUUAUAUUCCUCUAGGUGUAAACCUCAUAAUAAAGUUCAUGUUGAAAAAU
This is a messenger RNA of Actinia tenebrosa (Australian red waratah sea anemone), 6129 nucleotides long. Its product is annotated as glutamyl aminopeptidase. Gene Ontology annotation, molecular function: peptide binding; zinc ion binding; metalloaminopeptidase activity. Gene Ontology annotation, biological process: peptide catabolic process; proteolysis. Lineage: Eukaryota; Metazoa; Cnidaria; Anthozoa; Actiniaria; Actiniidae. Gene Ontology annotation, cellular component: membrane; cytoplasm. The record is from RefSeq and is a predicted model, not a curated record.